Molecule: messenger RNA, 411 nt
Organism: Pichia membranifaciens NRRL Y-2026
Lineage: Eukaryota; Fungi; Ascomycota; Pichiomycetes; Pichiales; Pichiaceae
Exons: 1
Cellular component (GO): mitochondrial large ribosomal subunit; ribosome
Molecular function (GO): structural constituent of ribosome
Source: RefSeq, a predicted model, not a curated record
AGAUCCCUCACUACCGCAUCGUCCGCCGCUGCCGCCGCCGCCAAGAAGCCCGUCAACUCUCUGCUGCCGCUCAAGUUCGAGCAGAACCUCUACGCCGCCGUCAAGGUCCACAACAGGUCAUACCUCGUCACCAAGGGCGACCUCGUGAACCUGCCUUUCUGCAUGCACGCCGCGGAGAUUGGAGACACCAUCCACUUCUCCAAGAUCGACACCCUCGGCUCCAGAAACUUCACCUACCACGUUGCCGACGGCAUAGACGCCGAUAAGGUCACCGUCACCGGUGUCGUCGUCGAGAAGACGAAAAAACCCAUGACCAUCAAGGAGGUCACCAAGAGGAGAGACAGACACAUCAAACACUCCCUCAGCAAACACGACCUCACCGUCGUGAGAAUCAGCGAGCUCAAAAUCAAC